Messenger RNA from Thunnus maccoyii (southern bluefin tuna), 2025 nucleotides. It is a transcript of the gene cmpk2, whose product is annotated as cytidine monophosphate (UMP-CMP) kinase 2, mitochondrial. The coding region runs from base 100 to 1362 and encodes 420 amino acids. Gene Ontology annotation, cellular component: cytoplasm; mitochondrion. The record is from RefSeq and is a predicted model, not a curated record. Gene Ontology annotation, molecular function: dTMP kinase activity. Lineage: Eukaryota; Metazoa; Chordata; Actinopteri; Scombriformes; Scombridae. Gene Ontology annotation, biological process: dTDP biosynthetic process; dUDP biosynthetic process; dTTP biosynthetic process. The transcript is spliced from 5 exons.
UUUGCCUGUUUGGCUAAGUUAACUUUCGUUUUCCCUUGCGCCACACCUCGCAGUUAAUAGGCUGUCACUUGUCCGGACUGGACUCUGACCAGUAGCCUAAUGGCGCGGCGUACGAUGGCUGUUCUUCCUCAGUGGUCUUCUCGUAUUUUUUCAGUGGAGCAGGAGGGAGCACCUCUCUACUUUGCAAUUCAAGAAAAGCACCGGGGAGCUGAAGUGCCACAAGUGUUCAGAAAAGUACUACAGCAUGACAAGUGUUACUCUCUCCUUGUGUGCAGCAGCGACAGAGUCCGAAAAGCCAAGUUUUACUGGGAGCUGAAAGACAAAUUGUUGAAAGAUUUGCCUCCGGAGUGUGAUUUGUCUCCCAUGUCAUCAUUUCUGCCAAACGUCAAGGAUUCACUCAUCAAGGGGUAUUUUUUAAAAGAUUCAUGUGAGAGUUCCUCAUCUACAGAGCGACUUCUGCGACGUUUAACGCAGCAUGACCCAGUGUUGGUGUGUUCAUACUUAAGAGGUGAAGAUGGUCGACUGUGGACUCAGCAUCUCUGGUCUGACGCAGAGUGCCCAACGAUGGAAACGUCCAAGAAUUACUAUGUGGUACCGUCAGAAGCGCCAGAAUAUCACCCAUCUACUCUCAACAUCAUCAACUCUGAUGUUUUCUACAGUUUCCAGGAGGCCUAUGAAGUUUUAAAGAAGUGUGGUGACAUCAUCCCAGAGGCAACGUCUGUAUUGGAGCUGCUGCCCAGCAGAGUGGAGGCCAGACGUAAACCAGACUUCCCUGUUAUUGUCAUAGAAGGCCUGGAUGCCACAGGUAAGACCACUCUGACGGAGUCUCUGAGGGAUACUCUUGGGGCCGCUCUUCUGCGGUCCCCUCCCCAGUGCCUCUCCCCCUGGAGGGCCCACUUUGAUCAGGAGCCACCCCUCAUCCGCAGGGCCUUCUACGCUCUGGGGAACUACAUCACAGCAGAACAAAUAGGCCAGGAGGGCAUGAAGACACCUGUCAUCGUUGACAGAUUCUGGCACAGCACAGCAGCGUAUGCCAUUGCCACAGCAGUGAGCGGUCCAGUGUGUAACCUUCCAGCAGAGGGUUCGGAAAUGUACCGUUGGCCCAGUGACCUGCUCCAGCCCAGCCUGGUGGUCAUACUUACCCUGGAUCCUGAGGAGAGGAAGAGGAGGCUGAGGGACAGAGGUCAAGAAAAGACUGUAGAGGAGCAUAAGCUGGAUCACAACCAACUUUUCAGACUCAGGGUGGAGGAGGCUUACCGGAGGAUCAGUGGCCCAGCUUGCGUCACUGUGGAUGCUAGUCCUCCUGCAGACCAAGUGCUCCAACAAGUGCUGCUUUUAAUUAGGGGCAAAUGCCACUUGUAAACAGUUCUCCAUCUCCCCUGCUGGCAGCCAAGCAUCAAGUGGACGCAGUACCUCUUUUCACCACUGGGUGCCAGUAAGGUGAUGUGAAUGUGAUAAUAGGAGGGCUGGUGGCCAGAUUGGAGUGUGGAGAGGAGAUCCUACUCAGAAUGAGUAAAGGUUUAAUGGCCAGGGGCCAGAACCGCAUGCUACAAUCAGUAAUACAUAUUCAUGUAGACACACAUACAUGUGCAGAUUCUGAGACACACACACACACACACACACACACACAUACACACACACAACAAUUGUGCAGAAGAAGUGUGCAUUUAACUGCUGUGAGCUCUUAGAAAUCAGAUACAGUGUAGCUGCACUUAUUGACAGCUACUUGUAUUUGGACUAACAAAGACGAAAUGAGUAGACAUUUAAAACAUUUAUACAGUAUAAGCACUUCAGAAUCAAAUUUACAUUCAGAUAACAGUUAGGUUGUUUAAAAUUAAAACUAAAUGACAGUAAAUGUGUGGUUGCGAUCUCUCCUUAACUCCUUAUGUCUUACAUAAGCCUAUAUGAAGUUGGUUAUUCAUAUGUACCAGUAUAUCUGUUGCUUGUGUAAGUUUGUAUGAACUUUCUGUGAACACAUUUUUUUUGCAUUUUACCAAUAAACAGUCCUUUUUGCAGUGCACUGUA